AGGAGCCGAGCAUGGAGAGCAGGGAGGACAAAUCCCCGGGGCAGAACCUGGUGGAAGAGGCCGUUUUGAGCGGCUCCACGGCGCAGGAACCCAACGGGGAGGAAAAGCCCCGGAGAUCCCGCACGAGGAGGGGCUGCAAACGCAGAUGGCGGGGAUCUGAGGGGGAAAGAGCCAGCCUGGGCCGGGAAGGCGGCCAGAGAUGGAGCCAGAGCUCAGAGCUGGUGCUCCAUGAGCAGCUCCAUGGUGGGGAGAAGCCCCACACGUGUGGGGAGUGUGGGAAGAGCUUCAGGAGGAGCUCCCACCUGAUCCUGCACCAGAGGACCCACACUGGGGAACGGCCCUACGAGUGUGGGGAGUGUGGGAAGAGCUUCAGGAGGAGCUCCCACCUGAUCCUGCACCAGAGGACCCACACUGGGGAACGGCCCUACGAGUGUGAUCAGUGCAGGAAGAGGUUUCAGACCAGCUCCAAUCUCCUCAAGCACCAUCACACUCACACAGAGGAGAGGCCCUUCCGCUGCCCCGACUGCGGGCAGGGCUUCAGGCGAAAUGCCCAUCUUGUCACGCACCGACGCAUCCACACUGGGGAGAGGCCCCACGAGUGUGGGGAAUGUGGGAAGAGCUUCAGCCGGAGCUCCAACCUGAUCAGUCACCGGAGAACCCACACAGGGGAGAGGCCCCAUGAGUGUGGGGAGUGUGGGAAGAGCUUCAGCCGGCAUUCCAACCUGAUCCUCCACCAAAAGAUCCACACUGGGGAGAGGCCCUACGAGUGUUCUAAGUGUGGGAAGAGGUUUCGGAGCAACUCCCAUCUCCUCCUGCACUAUCAGAUUCACAGAGAGGAGAGGCCCUUCCAGUGCCCUGACUGCGGGAAGGGAUUCAAGCACAACUCCACCCUCAUCACCCACCGGCGCAUCCACACUGGGGAGAGGCCCUACGAGUGUCCCCAGUGUGGGAAGAGCUUCAGCUGGAGCUCUAACUUGACCCGACACCAACGGAGGCACCGGUAAGGGAAGCCCUGCGAGUGCCCCGAAUGCAGGAAGAGCUUUGUGUGCUGCUCCAGCUCCAUCCCCCACUGGAGGAGCCACAUUGGGCAGAGCCCUGGUCCCCCACAUUCCUGUGAUCCAUGUUGGGAACACACCUGGCUGCUUCUCCUUUUGGUCUGGCAAUGAUUUUCUUGUGCCCCAUCUUCAUCCCUUAAAACCACCAUAAGCAUGGUUAAAUAAAUGAAAUUGAUCAAAGAUAUCUAAAGUCCCACCAUUUCUCAGAUGUUUGAGGAGGAAUUUAGGAUUUGGGGACACAUUCUGUGUGGAGUGCACCUGUUGCUAAAAGGCAGGAAUUUGAUCUAACCCUUCUUGUGUUGCUAACAACUCCUCCCCUGGCCCAAACCCAAACUCCACCCCUGGCGUACCCUAUAAAAACCCCAUGGCCCUGCCUUUGCCCUGUUUUUUGGGGUCAGAAAUGGAUUCUGGAGAUCUCUGAAACCAAGA
This is a messenger RNA of Haemorhous mexicanus (house finch), 1484 nucleotides long. RefSeq names its product zinc finger protein 239-like. The record is from RefSeq and is a predicted model, not a curated record. Gene Ontology annotation, biological process: regulation of transcription by RNA polymerase II. Gene Ontology annotation, molecular function: DNA-binding transcription factor activity, RNA polymerase II-specific; RNA polymerase II cis-regulatory region sequence-specific DNA binding. Lineage: Eukaryota; Metazoa; Chordata; Aves; Passeriformes; Fringillidae. Bases 12 to 1004 code for a protein of 330 amino acids. The transcript has a single exon. Gene Ontology annotation, cellular component: nucleus.